Pelodiscus sinensis (Chinese soft-shelled turtle) is the source of this 3755-nucleotide messenger RNA. Lineage: Eukaryota; Metazoa; Chordata; Testudines; Trionychidae. The record is from RefSeq and is a predicted model, not a curated record.
UGCUCUCUGCCUAAGGGUCCUGGCAAGGUGGCCACAAGUUGGAUCUGGUGGCUUGGUAAGCCAGAUGCGACCUGCUGGCAGUCUCUUGCCGUCAGACGUAGGAUCUUCCUUCAUGAGCAGAAGUCUGAUAAGUCCACUGUAUCUAAACUAGUGGUUCUCAGCCUAUUUAUCACUGUGGGCUGCAGGCUGACAACCACAAUAACCUCCCCAAGCCUCCUGAGUCCCCAUACCAAGCACCCACUCCCUAAAUACCCUGCUCCAGAGCAGAGCCAAGAGCAGAGUCCUGGCUGUGGGCCAUGUGACAGCCAGAUCCUGGUGAUGCCGUGGCAUGGAUGCUAUGGGGAUGGAUGGCAGCCUGACCCGGACCUUUGGACCAGAACCUGCUAGGCAGCUGGGACCUGGUCCCCACCAGGCUGGGCGGCUUGGACCCCGGCAUCUGCUUAGCAGUGGAGCACCUGGUGUGGGCCAGCAAGUCAGGAUCUGAGAUGUGGGUCCAGGAGGAGAGCUCCUUCUAAAACCUAGAGGUGUUGCAGCUUCCUGCAAACCUCUAGUUCCCAGCAUCCCCUCCCGGUCACUGCCCAGAGCCCCUGCAAAACCUUCUCAGAGACCCACUUUCCUGCAUCCUCUGCCUUCCCUCCUCCUCUGACUCACCAGCACCCCGCUGAGACACUGUCUCCCCCUCAGCCAACCCUACCCCCUGUCAGACCAGAGCCAUAAAUUUUGAAUUUGUUUUUAAGCACACAUCUGGGCUGGGGCUAUGAGUCGAGACGUCACUGAUCUGAACAUUAAGUCCCCUGCACUACAAAACAAUAAAGCUGACUUCUAGGUGUGCGGCUGUUCCUGUUGCAGUUUGUAGAAAAAGAUUUGUUCCCCUACACCCAGCAGAGAUCCCUGGUGUUAAAUCAAAUUGCUUGAGCUGGCUGCUAAACAAAAGGGCUUUGUUUAAAAUAGCUGGCUUGUAUUUGCUCUGUAAAUGAAAGCAAAAUUAUAACAAUCUAAUCAUAUGGUAUGACUAAUAAGAAAACAUAUUAAAUAUCCUCUGUUUACCAUGUAGAAUAUUUUGAAGGUUGUCUAUCUGAUUUUUUUUCAAAAAAUUUCAACUUAAUAUUUCCCUUCUGUUUUAAGAGCAGUCUAUCUUUGAUAUCACCACUGCCACUAAUAGUGAUUUCAGAUGGAUACUAAAAUCACUUCUGUUUUUAGAUGUUUGAUAGUCUCAUGCUCCUAAACAUUUGCUCUACAUUUUCUUAAUUACUUCAGACAUAGUGGUGAGACUGAAUAAAAAUGGAGCUCAUGAAGGAGGAGAUUGAGCUGAGAGAACCUUUAAUAAUGUAAAGGAGCAGUCUUUUGUGGGGUGAAUUAAGGAGCAGUGGUUUAAGAUGAAACUGCUAAUCCAGGGUACACUGCUCUUUUGGAGGCAGAGGAUCUAGGGUUUCUGGGAGCAGCCAGUGUCUGGAUAUUUCCCUGGAUAUUACAGGGAAAUGCUUCAAGAGAUGUUGGGGACUAAGAUGCACUUAUUAAGGCAAAACCAGGACUGGAAUAGCCCAGAGAGCGCUUGAAAUGGCUGAAAGUGGUGAGCUUUGUAAAGCUCAUCUUGGGGGAUUUCCACUCUCUGCUGUUUAAAACCUAUCAUCAUGUUGUUUUAACCACAGACCAUCUCACUUUCUGUUUAGGAACAGCUCCAGUUUUCAGGAGAUUAGAAAAUUCCUCUCUCUCCAUGCUAAUAUGCAAAGCCAGAACACCACCAAGCCAUCUUAAAGCCUGCGAAAGCAACAGCUGAAGUGUGAGGGGUUUGAAUGGCAAAGCUGCUGUGCUGGAAUGAGGUGCCCAUUCUGCAGCAAGGAAGCUAGGAACGUUGAUAAAUGAAUAAGCAGGGCAGCAUUUGAACCCCAUGCCAGAGGAACCAGGGAGGGCUGAGAAGUGCUGGACAAGCUGGUAGCUUGAAGGUGAAAUACUGCAGCAAGUUGCUUCUGAAAUCUUCCAUGGCCUCUGAAGAAUUUAUGGGUCUCCCAAACAGCUUUCCACGCCAGAAUUCCACCAGUGGCAUUUCGCUAGACUUUGAACCUGACGUUGACUACCACUUCGUUGAAACCUUACAGGAACGGUACAAAUGUGCCUAUUGCCACUUAGUCCUUCACAGUCCUCACCAGACAGGAUGUGGCCACAGAUUUUGCCAGCAUUGUAUUAUUUCUCUGAGAGAACUGAAUCCAGUACCCACCUGUCCUGUAGACAAAGAAACAAUAAAAGGACACGAGGUGUUCAAAGACAACUGCUGUAAAAGAGAGGUUCUCAACUUGCAAGUAUUUUGCAAAAAUGCUCCUGGAUGCAAAUCAAAAAUAAUUCUGGGGCGAUAUCAGGAUCACCUUCAGCAAUGCUUAUUUGAAUGUGUUCAGUGCACUAAUGAUGGAUGUCAUGAUCAAAUUCUUCGGAAAGAUUUAAAAGAUCACUUAAUUCUGCACUGUAAAUUUCGAGAAGAAAUAUGCCAGUAUUGUAACACAUACAUGGUUUCAGUUAAUUUAAAGAACCAUGAGAAAAAUGAUUGUCCAGAUUUUCCUGUGCCUUGUCUCCACAACUGUUCUCAGAUAAUCCUGAAAAAGGAGAUUGAUGAACACUUUUCUGUGUGCCCUGAGGCAGAAGUAGAUUGUCCCUAUAAACAAUAUGGCUGUCCUGUAAAGAUUAAAAGAGGAAAGCUUGCAGAACAUGAGAAUGCUGCUCUGAAGGAACACAUGCUACAAAUUUUAGAUAAGAAUUCCAAAUUGGAAGAACAAAUAUCUGAUCUAUAUAAGAGUUUGGAAUUCAAAGAGUUUAAAAUCCAACAGCUCGCAGACACAGUUAAAAAGUGUGAAAAGGAAUUCAGACAGUUUGCACAGCUUCUAAGUAAAAACAGCAAUCUGAUGGUAAACACCCAGACUCUUGCCAGUCAUAUUGAUAAAUCUGUGUGGCUGGAAACACAAGUGAGGCAACUAAUACAAAUGGCAAAUCAGCAGCAAAGUAAAUUUGACCUGAGGCCACUGUUGGAGACUAUUGACAAUGUAAAGCAGAAGAUUGCCUUUAUGGAGACAUACGAUCAGCGUUUAGGUGUCUUGGAAGACCAGUCAAACAAACAUGACGUCCACAUCAGUAUUCACAAAGCACAACUCAAUAAAAAUGAAGAGAGGUUUAAGCUUUUGGAGAGCACAUGUUACAAUGGAAAACUCAUCUGGAAAAUCAUGGACUACAAGAUGAAGAAAAAAGAAGCUAUGGAAGGCCGCACUGUCUCUAUAUUCAGUCAUCCUUUUUAUACCAGCCGCUGUGGGUACAGGUUAUGUGCCAGAGCAUAUCUGAAUGGGGAUGGUUCAGGAAAAGGGACGCAUGUUUCCCUAUACUUUGUAGUGAUGAAAGGGGAAUUUGACUCAUUGCUACCAUGGCCUUUCAAGCAAAAAGUUACACUUAUGCUUCUGGAUCAAAGCGGGAAAAAAAAUCACAUUGUUGAAGUCUUUAAAGCUGACCCUCACAGCAGCAGUUUCCAAAGACCAGAUGGAGAAAUGAAUAUUGCCUCUGGGUGCCCAAAGUUUGUGGCACAUGCUGUGCUGGAGAGUGCAAAGAACACGUAUGUCAAAGAUGACACACUGUUCUUGAAAGUUGUUGUGGAUUUAACUGACCUGGAGGAAUUAUGAAGUACCUUGAAGACACGACUGUUUUAAAUUAUAAAUAAAGCUUUAUCUUGGUGACUAUUGGCCAAUUUCACAUAACAGUGAAUUGGCACUAGUCCAACUAUU